Ostrinia nubilalis (European corn borer) is the source of this 1670-nucleotide messenger RNA. RefSeq names its product major facilitator superfamily domain-containing protein 12-like (gene Bm-re). The coding region runs from base 175 to 1653 and encodes 492 amino acids. Gene Ontology annotation, biological process: carbohydrate transport. Lineage: Eukaryota; Metazoa; Arthropoda; Insecta; Lepidoptera; Crambidae. Gene Ontology annotation, molecular function: symporter activity. The record is from RefSeq and is a predicted model, not a curated record. Gene Ontology annotation, cellular component: plasma membrane. The transcript is spliced from 10 exons.
AUCCGAUGUCAUAAGUCUUGAUGCCUGCCGGCAUACGACACGCGUUUCCGUAUAGUUCCUAAAUUAUGCGUUAUGUAGUAAGUCUUAGUCAUGGAUAAGUAAUUUUUUUUUAAUCACACGAGGAGUAACUAUCCAUUGAAAUUGGUUUUGUGAUUCAAAUAUUUUGGGGCCAAAAUGAGUGCGUCUUACGGUGCCACAGAAAACCUGGUGGAGAAGGAUGUUCAAACGGACGUGAGAACUCUUCAAAGCGAGCCUUACAGGCGAAGGCGAUGGCUGGUCAGUCAAAACGUCAUAUUCGGUAUAGGCCAUGUCUACAACGAUCUCUGUGCGGCCAUGUGGUUCUCCUACAUGAUGCUAUUCUUCCAAGCGGUGCUCGAAAUGCGAGCUGCGGUCGCCGGCGCCAUGCUGCUUCUAGGUCAGGUCGUUGAUGCAUUAGCGACGCCGGCUGUGGGUAUACUUGCAGAUAAAUAUGGCACAAAGAAAUCCUGGCAUUUGACAGGAUCGAUCCUAGUGAGCUGCACCUUUCCCCUUCUCUUCAUACGAUGUUGGGGCUGCUGGAUGAAGGCAGACGACAGCUACCUGUCCUGGUGGAUGCCGUUCUACUACGCAACCCUCAUCGCCUUCUUCCAAAUAGGAUGGGCUAUCGUCCAGAUCUCGCAUUUGGCCAUGAUACCAGCUAUAACUGAUAAUCUGCAAGUCAGGUCGGAGCUGACCUCGAUAAGGUACAUGGCCUCAGUGAUAUCCAGCCUGCUGGUCUACCUCAUCACGUGGGUGGUGUUGAGAGCAACCAAUUACAGCACAUUCAUUGGUCCCACAGACGACUACAAGUUCAGAGAUGUGUCAUUAAUAAUUUCAAGCAUCGGAAUUGCGGCAUUCACCUUUUUCCACUUGCUAUUCAAAUUGAGAGGUAACAAGGAGUCUAAGACGAAUGGCCACGCCACCAAUGGGACCACCACGCUAAUGACAGCAGCUGAAGAAGACACUGCAACGGCUGGGAAGAGUAAAAUUAUGCACUUUCUACAAAUGCCGUUGUUGUACCAGACUAGUUUGCUAUACGUCUUUUCCAGGCUGUACUGGGCCCUCAGCUUGGUAUACGUCCCCCUGUUCCUAGAAGAACGAUUGUCCGUCAACCCCACUCAGGGGUCAGAACUGAUCGCAAGCGUUCCUCUAGUCCUGUACAUCUCUUCUUUUUUCUUCUCCCUCCUUCUCAAGAGCAAGAUUAGCAGUUGCGGCAAUCAGAUAGCCUAUUUAAUUGGAAGUUCCCUGAGCCUGAUCAGUUGCCUUUGGAUAGCAUUGGCUAUCGACCCAGAAGCCAACAUUGUGCAAAUAUAUUUAGUCGCCACACUUAUUGGUGCUGGUAGUUCCAUAACACUAGUAUCAAGCCUAUGUGUCACCGCUGACUUGAUCGGACCUCAUUCACACCAAGGAGCUGCCAUCUACUCAAUAGUGACCUUUGCAGAUAAGCUGGUUACUGGCAUAGCCGUCGUCGCUAUUGAAAACUACAAAUGUGAUAAUGUGGAGGAUUGCCCGCAGUAUUACAGAGGGGUGCUAACCUACGCCUGCGGCGGCAGCGCCGCUCUUGGCAUCAUUUGCUUGUCAAUCACAAAACUAACAAACCGGCGAAAACAUGGUCAAUCAAACAAUAAAGUAUGAUAUGAAUUUAGCAUUUA